AUGGAUACCAUACUUAACAACCUGCCUCCAGAGCUAGGAGACACUCUGAUGAACAACUUUGUCAUUCUUGAGGUAGUCUCCAUGUUCGCGAUCAGGGCCUACAAUGCCCUCGAGACGGGGAUUGUCACGUUCGACACCUUCAAACACUAUCGAGGCCUAUACUUCUACAGUAUGCAAGUGGCCUCCUGGGGUAUACUUCUCCAUACUAUUCCGGCUAUGGUACGCUUCGUCUCCCAAGCGCCGAACAUUCCUAUGUCCAUCCUCUUCGUGGUAGGCUGGUACGCCAUGGUGACCGGCCAGGCUGUCGUGCUAUACUCCCGUCUCCACCUUGUGGUCUCCGACAUGGUUAACGUGCGCUGGAUCCUGUGGAUGAUCAUAAUCAAUUCUCUCGUCUUCCACGUGCCCAUGACAGCCCUAUUCUUUGGCCUUGCUCGUGGCAAUACGAACCUUGCCCGUCCGGCAGCGAUUUUUGACCGAAUUCAACUCACGGGCUUCUGCAUCCAGGAGACUUUUAUCUGCGGUAUCUAUAUUCACGAGGCCAUUCGGGCCUUGAAGCCCGUCAUUGAAAUUCGUGGCCUUGAGGGCCGCAAAGUCAUAAUCAAUCUCAUCUGGGUUAACGCCCUCGUGGUCCUUAUGAACGUUCUUCUCCUUAUCGUCGAGUAUAAGCUGCACUUUAUCACUGUUAGCUUCAAGAUAGUUGUAUACAGUGUCAAACUGAAACUUGAAUUUGCUGUGCUGAACCGGCUGCGCUCCCUGACCCGGCUAAAUACUUGCGUCUGUCACCAAGAAAUCCCUCGACGACGUCGGUCGAGCGACGUCAACAUUUUCGAGAUGAUAUGGGCACGAUCUCGGGAAAUUCCAGGAUCAGAAUUCACGACAAGCACUCCUGAACUUCAUAUUGGAACCUCAUGUCGAAGUUCCUUACCCAGUAGCACCCACGAGUUCCACCAAGCCUUACGGGAAACAUCUUCAAAUGACAAUACAUUGGCGCCUCUAGAUACCUGCGUCCUCCGGCCAUCUUCUAUCACUGCCACCCUUCACUAG
Messenger RNA from Penicillium macrosclerotiorum, 1044 nucleotides. RefSeq lists its product as uncharacterized. The record is from RefSeq and is a predicted model, not a curated record. NCBI's taxonomy places the organism in Eukaryota, Fungi, Ascomycota, Eurotiomycetes, Eurotiales, Aspergillaceae. The coding region runs from base 1 to 1044 and encodes 347 amino acids. The transcript has a single exon.